Molecule: messenger RNA, 3997 nt
Organism: Syngnathus acus (greater pipefish)
Lineage: Eukaryota; Metazoa; Chordata; Actinopteri; Syngnathiformes; Syngnathidae
Gene: coro7
Product: coronin 7
Exons: 28
Coding region: 132-2924 (930 amino acids)
Molecular function (GO): protein binding
Source: RefSeq, a predicted model, not a curated record
ACACUAGUAUCAGGAACACUCUGCCGUUUGCAACCUGCUGGUCGCCCUCUGUCGCACUCUCUCAGCCAACGCGAGCGACAGCGAAGACACCCGGAAGGCGCUGACACCUCAAGCGGCGAGAGCAGGCUACCAUGAACCGCUUUAAGACUUCCAAAUUCAAAAACACCACUCCAAAAAUCGCCAAGAAGGAUGGAUGGAUCAACGGCGUACGUGGUGGCGGACCCUUCCCCUGCCAGGGAAAGCGCAUCAGGGCGAGUGCCGAGCUGGUGGCCUUCAACACGGACCAGGCCGGAGGCGGUGUGCUGGGCCUGACGUCUGCCAAGCCUGCUGCGGACGGACAAUGGCGCGUCACCCACAUCUCCUGUCAUUCGGAUCUGGUGACCGACUUGGACUUUUCUCCAUUUGACGAGCGUCUUCUGGCAACGUGCUCCGCGGAUGAAACGGUGAAACUGUGGCGUUUGUGCGAUCCGGAGCUGCAGCAGCCUCCGGAACCCGAGCUGACUCUGGGUACCGGGCAAGGACGGCCCGACCUGCUGCUUUUCCACCCAACCUCUUCCAGGCUGCUGGCUGUCGGCGCCGCCAAGCGCCUGCUCCUUUGGGACACGGACCGCCGGCAAGCGCCACUCGCAGUUUUGGAGGAGCAUGCUGAGCAACUGCAGAGUCUGAGCUGGAAAAUGGACGGGUCCCUGCUGGCUUCCACAUGCAAGGACAAGAUACUACGAGUGUUUGACCCAAGAGCCCAGCUGAAAGCAGUUCAGAGCGCCGCCUGCCUUCAGAGCCACAAAGAUUCUCGCAUGUUGUGGGCCCAGGAUGACUUUCUGCUGACUACGGGCUUUGAUAAGAUGCGCAACCGAGAGGUGAGGCUUUGGGACGGCAGGAACUUGACUUCUUCUGUGAGGUCUCAGACCUUCGGUGCUUCUGGCGGAACGCUCAUUCCUCUCCUUGAUGCAGACACAAGUUUGCUGGUGCUGGCUGGCAUGGGCGACACAGCGGCGGACUGCUUGGAGUUAUCCACCUCGGAGCCCUUCCUCUCGCAAGUGAGCCACUGCGUAAGUGACCUGGCAACCCGCGGCGUGACUGCAGUGCCCAAGCUGGCGCUGGACGUCUUGUCUUGCGAAGUAAUGCGAGUGCUCCAGCUGACGGACAGCUGCAUCGUUCCCAUCAGCUACCAAGUCCCCCGGAAGAAUUGCGGCCACGACUUCCACGCCGACCUCUACCCCGACACGGCGGGCGUCAGUCCAGCCAUGACUGCGGCAGAGUGGUGGCGGGGGGGAAACAAGCAGGUCGACAAAGUCAGCCUCCAUCCGGACGAGCGGCCCAGGAAGCAUGGUGGCAGCGGUGAGCGCAAGGACGCGGUCGGCGGGCCUCCGGCCUUCAAUGAGCCUCCUGCCUCCAGUGGGCCUCCUGCCUCCGGCGAGAGGCCUGCUCCUCCUCUGAGCACCCCCGACGGCAGCGCGGCCGACUCUUUCUACCCCUCGUCCACCUCGGACUUCGUCCCCUCACCGAGUCCAGGCCAGGCGGCCAAGGCCUUCCACAACUUUCUCGGACCGAGCUCCAAGUUUCGACACAUCCAGGGCGCGGUGCUGCACCGUGACACGCACAUCACCAACGUACGCAACCUCAACCUGACCACACCGGGCGAGUGCGACGAAUUCUGCGUCAAUCACCAGCGUGUGGCCGUGCCCCUCGCCACGUCCGGCGGUCAGAUUGCAGUCUUUGAGCGCUCCCGACCGGGCAAGUUGCCGGACGCCGCUUUGCCCACUAUCCAGAACUCGGUCAAUGUGGCGGACCUUUGCUGGGACCCCUUUGACACGCAUCGACUCGCUGUGGCUGGCGAGGAUUCCAAAAUCCGAGUGUGGCGGGUACCGGAGCGUGGCCCCCAAGAGACGCUAACCGAGCCCGAAUUGGUCCUGCGAGGCCACACGGAGAAAAUCUACUCCAUCAAGUUCCACCCUUUGGCCAACGACCUCCUGGCGUCCUCGUCUUACGACCUCACCGUGCGACUGUGGAACCUGCGAGAAGGCCGGCAGGUGCAGCUGCUCACCGGACACCGAGAUCAGGUGUUCUGCAUGGCUUGGAGCCCCGAUGGCAAGCUGCUGUCCACUGUCUGCAAAGAUGGUAAAAUUCGCAUCUACGACCCACGCAAGUCGGACGCGCCCUUGCAGGAAGGUCCAGGGCCUGAGGGCCACAGAGGCGCUCGUGUGCUGUGGGUGUGUGAGGGCCGGCACCUGCUGGUGUCUGGAUUUAACAGCCGCAGCGAGCGAGGCCUCUACCUGUACUCAGUCGCCUCGCUAUGCUCCGGAGCGGUGGUCAGCGUCUGCGUGGACGUCUCGCCCUCCACGCUCAUCCCCUUCUACGACCCGGACACCAGGCUGCUUUUCCUCAGUGGGAAGGGGGACACCCGGGUGCGCAUUUACCAGCUGCUCCCCGAGGAGCCCUACUUUGUGGAGUGCACCGCAUUUAACAGUGCCGAGCCACACAAGGGCUUGGCCUUCCUCCCCAAGAGCGAAUGUAACGUGCGCGAGGUGGAGAUAGCCGCGGCCCUGAUGCUCACCAAGACCACCGUGGAACCAGUGGUCUUCAAGGUGCCCAGAGUCAGGAAAGAGUUUUUCCAGGACGACUUGUACCCAGACACGCCAGCGUGCUGGGAGCCGGCGCUGAGCGCCUCAGCCUGGCUCAGCGGCUCCGACGGCCGGCACAGGAAGAUCAGCAUGCGGCCCGCUGACAUGACACCAGUCAGCCAAGCCCCCAAAGAGGCCCCGGCGAGGAAGCAUAUGCCCUCGUCCUUCUACCUGGAGCAGAAGAGUGACGAGCAGAAGAAAGAGGAGCUCCUGGUGGCCAUGGUGGCCAAGCUGGAAAACAUGGAUGAGCCCUUGCCACAGGACUCCUUUCAGGGGGUCGACGACGACGAGUGGGAUGAUUAAAAACGCUCGGAGCCACGACAGAGGACUCUCAAGUACGCUCUCUGCCCUCCGGCGUCACGCCAACAAAUCUGGCCGAUGGUUUUUGUGUCCAUCCUUUGAAAUGUUAAUAUUUCUUUCUUCACUGUAUGUUACCAGUUGUUAGCUGGAAGUUUGAAUGUGUCUCGGCCUGGUGCAGUGGUGUCUCAGAGGUUGGGGGUUCGAUUCCCCGGCUGUUGUGUCCUUCAGCAACAUGCUGUAGCCCCACUCACUCGUGAUGCUGCAUCAUCAUGAGGAAGUCGGUAGGAAGCACUCGACAAGGGGCAGACCAUUUACCAUGGAAACAUUUGGGACUUCAUCUGGCUUUUGGGUCGCUUUGACUCAAGUAAAAAAUGAUCUUCAAAAGAAAAAUGUCACAACGAGAAGUCCAGUUGCAAAUUUCAGUUGGUGUCGUUUGCAUCAUGGGUCUUUUCAGCGAAUAUAUAUGUAUAAACAAAGAUCAUGAUUAUUGUCAUCACCUGUUAUCUUGUAAAAGCUUUCUGUGUCUUGGAUAAAAUACUUGUGAGCCAAUUCAGUCUUCUUACAAAAGAUACAACAGGGUCACAUCUAUUUCGCCAUGAACUGCAUUUUUGUACUAAUUUUGCUGCUCUCCUUUCCACUUGUAUUUCUACUAGUUAUAUUUGAAUAUUGUCUACACAGAGGGAUAUUUGUAUACGGUAAUUUGGCUUUUUGUAAGGCCUUUUUAAAGAAUGCUUCCUCCAAAUGUUUUGCUGUUUCCAACUGUCUCUUAAAACCACAUCACAGUGUUAGUCAAAAAGUACAAUUCAGUCAUAACAGACAGAGUGAGUGUCAUUUCCAAUCAACUGGAUCAGCAUUUGUUUGCAAUCUCCGAUGGAUGCACGCAAACUUCCGUUCUCGGUGUUGCUGCAAUGAUAUACUGGCAUUGCUUGUUCUUCUACUCAGGAGCCACGCUUUGUAAUUUACUACUAUGGAAUCUGGCAUCAUUUUUUCAUACAGCGGAGGGCAUUUUAUGGUUAUACGGUUCAUGUUUGGCUUUUGUCAAUAUAGUCUUAACAUUAAAGUGCACUUUGAUUCUA